CGCCCGCGCGCGCGCGUGUUGCACUUCCACUAAUGCAAAUGGCGGAGGCGAGGGCACAAGUGCUGUUGUGCGGUGUUGAGCCUGAGUUCCCCUUCUUCAUUCAAGAUACCCAAUGAGAUGCAAUACUUGCUGAAAAGUCUUUCUAUCCAUCCAACACCUCAACCCAGCUCAACACAGCACCGUGCAAACUAAGAUCUUGAAGUCAAGUCAACUGAUGUUAUACUUGAACUUUAGAAAACAGCACUUUGCCAACUGAAGACCUGUUGAAAUAGCAACUUGACUUAUCAUUAAAGAGACUUAAACACUCCAAACUUAUUCUUUGAAGUUUCUAUCAUCAGGAGACCAAAACUACAGUCAUAAAACAUGGCGAGUCCACAGCAAUGGAAAAUGCAUCGCUGUAACUCCCAAGACCAGUCAAACAAUUCCAACUAUAACAAGCCAAGUUUUUCACCUAAUGGUGGCAACCUAACCUUUCACCGAUCCACAAGUUACCCAGGCCCUCAAAUCAACAAUGGCAUUGCACCUGUGCCGGUCAGAGAAACUGGAAUCAUUGAGAAAAUGCUUUCUUCAUAUGGUUUUCUCCAGUGUUGUGACCGAGAUGGUAGGCUAUUCUUCCAUUACAGCCAUUAUGAAGGGCCAAUUGAUACCCUACAUAUUGGAGACCCUGUAGAAUUUGAGAUGAUCAAUGAUCGACGUACAGGCAAACACAUUGCAAGCAGGAUCAUGAGGUUGCCUCCAGGCAUGGUCAGUACAGAGAUCCUAGCUCCAGAACAGCUACAGGGAGUGAUCGUCACUGAGGCUAAACCACCAAGGACCAAAGGACAUGCUGGACCUGGUGAGUUUGGACAAGUCGCUUAUGAAAUAAGUGGGGAGAGUUUCUUCUUGAUGUAUAGCUAUGAGGAUGUACCUGAGAUAACUGGCAUUAAAAAGGGUGACAAAGUUGCCUUCCAAGUUGCAACUGACAAGAGGAAUGGUAACAUGCAAGCCAGGAAUAUAAGGCUUCUUGAGCCAGCUCAGGUACCCCGCUAUCAAGGUGUUGUCUGCUCCAUGAAGGAAACUUUCGGCUUCAUUGAGCGGGCAGAUGCAGUCAAAGAGAUCUUCUUCCACUAUAGUGAGUUUACUGGUGACAUCAGUGAUCUUAUUCUUGGUGAUGAUGUGGAGUUUGAGAUUGGAAAUCGAAAUGAGAAAGAAGUGGCCACUCAGAUCAAGAAGCUGCCAUCGGGAACUGUAGUCUUUGAAGAUAUCAGCCAGGAGGUCUAUAAAGGAGUGAUCAACAAGGUCAUUCCACGCUUCACCAACAAGAAGACUGCUACACCAUUUCCAGGCAGUCUGAUCUACAACACAAAGGAUGGAGGAAAACGUGAGCUUUCCUUUGGAGAAAAAGACACUCUGCGUUCAUACACGUUACUUGUAGCCGACAUUGUACAUUUCUACAUUGCAACAGACAGGAGAGAUCACCUAGCGAGAGCCACUAACAUCAGUCUGGCUACUGCAGAAACUUUCACCUGUGGAAAAGAAAAUCGAGAAACAGGCACUGUAGCUGCUGUCAAGGAUGGGUUUGGAUUUAUCAAGUGUGCUUGCAGGGAGGCUAGAAUGUUCUUUCAUUUCAGUGAGAUGCUGCAAGCUGGUGAUAUAUGUGUGUCUGAUGAAGUGGAGUUCUCUGUAAUCCCUGAUCCAACCUCACCUCAGCGUCAGAUAGCUAUCCGUAUCAAACGAUUGCCCAAGGGUAGUGUUUCCUUUGAGACUGUACUUCCUAAUCGUGUCCAAGGUCUGGUUGAUAAAGUGCCUGCUAAUUCGUGGGGUCGUAGCCCUGGUAAGAACCGAGACAAGGAGCUUGAUGUAGGUUUCAUCACUUAUGGUCAGAAUGGAAGUCGUGUUAAUAUUGCAUUCCAUGCCAAGGAUACUGAUGUCAAAGUACCACCAGGGGUUGGUGAUUUGGUUGAAUUCAAUAUUGCUGAGAUCAAGAAAGAUGGUUCUCGCAUUGCAGUCAAUGUCACCGUCAUCACCAGAAACUCUGACUCACGUAAGAUAGGAGUCAUUUCAGUAAUGAAGGAGAACUUUGGAUUCAUUGAAAGUGACAAGCGAGACAAAGAAAUCUUCUUCCAUUUUAGUGAAUUCCAUGGAGACCUUAAUGAUUUAGAUGUAGGUAAUGAGGUCUCAUACAUCUCUGUGCGCAAAGGACCAAAACUAAGUGCUGAAGAAGUCAAGAAACUACAAAAUGGAGUCAUCCCACCAAAGGAUGUGAAACCAGGUCAGUUUAAUGGAACCGUCCUCCGUCCACUGCGUAACGUAGACCCUAACCAAGAAGAAUACACAGGACUUGUAGGUGUAGCCAAUGACGAUGGAACUACUGGUGCCACCUACCCAUACUCAAUCACCGGACUGUUGAAUAUGCAUGAGUUUCUUCAGAAGACUGAUAGUGUAUGCUUCCAGCUAUGUACCUGGCCAGAUUCAGACCAACUAUGGGCUUGUAAUGUAGCUGCUGUACGCAGUCUUCUUAGGACCAGGGUGGACUCCAUCAAAGGACCGUAUGGUUUCUUGGAUUAUGAUACCGGUGAUGGCAAGAAGCUCUUCUUUCACAUGAGUGAGGUAAUCAAUGGAGAUGUCCAUACUGGAGACCAAGUAGAGUUUGUUCUUAUCACCAAUCAGAAAACCAACCGCCAAAGUGCCGUUAAUGUUCGCAAAGUCACAAGUACUCCACGCCCUGAACGCCUUCGCCGCCUGCAGAGUCUACCCAAUGAUGAGAAGGGUCUUCGUCUGAUUGUCCUCCGCCAGCCAAUUGGACCCAAAAGUGCUGAACAUGGAUUCAAAAUUGAACGUUAGGUUGAAUGAUUUAGUUGGCCAUAAAUGUACCUGUAAGUUUAUAACAUCUCACUUGAGUUGAAUACUGUAUCCUCAUUUUCUUUUCUAUUUUUUGUUCUUUUACAUGAUUGAUGUUAACAGAGAUGAAAUUGAAUUUAAUUCAGAAUUUCCUUUUGUUUCGUGUUUUCUCACGUUUUUCAGACAAGGUUUGAGUUCUUUGCUCUUGAUAUAUGUUUAUGGUUGUGGUGUAUUACACAUACCUCAGUUGAAAUUUUUUGUUUGGCACCAAAUAAAUGGUUGCCUCUUUUAUGUUAUAUGUUUGAAUAUUUCUUGAAGAAACAAUGAAACAAGUAAGAAAGUAAGUGGAAUUAAGUUUUGCAUUCUAUGCACUAUUGGAGCUAUGGUAUUUGCUUCAAUAUAACAAUGAGUAAGUGUAGUGAAUGUUAACAUGCAUUUCAAUGAUUUCCUAUGUUACUGAGAUGAUUGUGUGUUUGUACUCAAUGUUGCUUCUCAGUAUGUAUGUAUACCCAAAUCAUACCCAAAGAGACUGAACAAAAGUAUAUUACCAGAAGGAUCUUUGGUUUUGUUUCACUUUGAUGUUCAUUUGGGUCCUGAUUGAAAUAUGACUACCAUAGUCAUAAAAUGAAAGGAUAUAUUAGCUUUGCUUAUGUAAAUACCACAAUUACACUAUUUGCUAUGAGUUUUAUUUAUUUUUGGUAUGAUUUGAUUCUUGAACAGCAGGUCCUAUUGGUUUGAUGUUGAAAGAAAAAGUAAUACAAAUUAAUUUAAGAUUUCAAUUGGUGACAUAUUAGCUGCAGAUCAUUAGAAACAUGUAUGAAGUCUGUUCCUGUAUGAGAUAUAUUAAUGUGGUACUUUGAUUCACAGUGCUGCAUAUAUUUAUGGUCUUACACGGCUAUUAUGUAAGAAAAGGCAUUUCUUAUUUACAUGGAUAGAUUUGGAGAUGCACACAAUAUUUUACAUUGUCAUGACAUCUGUCAAUCUCAGAUAUUCAAUAACUUCUCCAAUACGUCCCUACAUGAUUGACUGCCAAUGGGAGUCAAUCUUAAUAUGAAGAUUGAUUAUUGUAAAUUUGUAAUGAGUCAAAUUGUAUAGAAACUUUGAAUACCAGAGUGAGUUAAUGUGGAUAGGAUGGAAAACUACAAGGAGUCAUGGAUAAGUAUGUCACAUCUGGGGAGCGUUUCAUCAAUAUUUUCGUCCGACAAGUUUUCAGAUCUGACAACUUUCAAUGAUUUUGAUUGGUUGAGAGGCACUGUUCCUAUGGUAACUGUCGGAUAAAAUGGGACUUGUUGGAUAAAACGUCCAACAAGUCCUUUCAUGAAACGCUCCCUUGUUAAUAGUGAGGCUUGUAAUUUAAAUGAACAAAUUGGCAGACUCAUAUAUUGUAUAUUCAGACACGUUUCUAAAAUACGACAUAAAUUUAUGGAGUCAAAAUGAAGUGAUGAGGGGCACAAAAUAUUAGUCACAUUGACUUAUAAGGAUGGUAUUAUUUUCUAGAGUCAAUAUGAAUGAAGAAAAUGGCAAUUUCAUUGAAUUGAAAAUUAGAUGUAUAGAUGCUUAUUCAAAAGAAUUAAGCAUGUUGUCUAUUUGAUUAGAAUAGGAAGCAUGACUGUAUCAGCAAGUUGACAAGCUAUUUGAAAUAUCGGCACACUAGAUGUACCAUGGCUGUUCUUUUAUAAGAUGAUCAGAUUGUGUGUGUGUUUGCUAGAAAUGUGUUAUCAGACAUGAACCUCUCAGUUGGCUAAUGUCAGUUUGUAAAUAUUCAUAAAUAUGUUUUAAUUCCAGUGUGUCACUUAAUUUCACUCUCUCUCUCUCUCUCUCUCUCUCUUUCUUGAUCUUAUUUCCUUUAUCAACUUUCCAUUUUGAAAGUAUAAGGGAAGAAUAAUUUACAUAAUAGACUUCACCAAUAGUAUUCAGGUGUAAUGAAAAGCGAAUUGAUAUGUAUGGAGUGUUAUGAAUUUUUUGACUGACAAUCCAUGUAAUCAAAUGUAUUAUAUAUUUUUAUGUUGGUCUGAUAACACAAUCUGAGUUACCAUUCAUAAAAAAAGAGUUAUCUGUUUAGUAAUUGCAUUUCAUGUCCAUUAUGUUCCAAAUUUAUGAAUUGACUUUCAUCUAAAUUAAAAAUGGAUUACAAUAAGACGUUUCUUGUUAAUGUUAAUGAUGCUUGCAUAUCAAAUGUAUCAGUUUUGGUAACUUAAUCCAUUUACAUUUCUCAAAUAAUAAAGUUAGAAUUGCAAUAAGUUAAAUGGUUGUGUGGAAGAAUGUAGUGAGGUAAAGGAUUCGGAUUAAAUUAUGGCUUGUUAUAAGUGGAAAAAAAAAUCAUUAUGGAUGUUUGUUAUUUCUUUUAAAGAAUAACUGAAAUAUCAUACUGCUCAACCUGAUUAGUAUCCUAAUAUAAAAUUUGAUUGCUAUAUUUGUAUAGAAGUUUAAGAGCUAAGAGCAUCUGGUUAUUGAUUUGGGUGGAGACACAACCACUUAAUGUGCCUUUUUUUCUGUCGUAAGAGUUUACAGAGUGAUGUUUGUUAAUGUAAUCCAACCUUUCAUUUAUUGUUUAUGUGAAUGUUAAAUAGGGAUAUUAAAUAGGGGAAAAAUCUUGCCAACCAGAUGUUCUAUAAUGUUUUUGAUUCAUUAUUCACAAUUGAAUUAGAGUUAUGUCUUUAACCAUUUGUUAGAAAAUGAUUUACCUUACUUUACAGAAUGUUUGUAGUAAUGUUGUUCCAUUUUAAUUAUAAAAAUCAACAAAAUAAUAUACAUGUGUCUGGAUUAGUGGAGCGAGCACUCGAUGGAAUAUACCACGUCAUUGCAGUAUGUAGAUAUUGUUUUCAUAAUUGACCUUUCAUUUGCGCUCAAACAUUUUGGGUACUUACUAGUAAGAAGUGAUCACUUAUCAACCAAGGUAAACUCAAAAUAACGUGUUUUCAUACUGGGAGGUAAAUUCAAUUGACUUAUCUCAUUUGCCUUUGGGAGAUUUAGAUUUACAAGAAACCAGGGUGAUUAAGAUAUAAGGUGAGAAUAGUAUAAUGUACAUAUAUUUGAGGCUUCUGAAUAGUGCUGGUCAAUAUUUUGAUAUUAUCGAAAUUAUGCCAUAUUGACAAACUUAAAUAUUCGAUAAUGCUUUUAUGAUUAUGUUGAUAUUUCACAGUAACAUGAUAUGCCCAAAAUAUUGUCAAUUAUGAAAAGUUAAUCACUAUUUAUCAACCACAAAUGAUGCUCUGUAACGCUUUUAAACCAACUCAGACCUAUGUAAAUUAGUACCCAAAUGCCCGCUUUUCAUGGACAAGCUCUGAUGAAAAGUUUUGUUUUCAUUUUCAAGGAAAUACUGCUCAUAUAAAUUAACAUAAUGAAUUUUCAGACUUGGCGAUAUAUUGUGUUAACAGCGAUAUUUUGUGUUUUGGGUGAUGUUAUACUGGAAAUAAUCGUCCAACAUUGAAAUAAAAUAUCGACCAGCACUAUUUUUGAAUGAUAUGUCUAAAACAUGCCUAGUUUAUUAUUAUAUGAAAAUAUUCUGUAUGGAUGAGUUUAGAAAUGUAAUAUCCAUAGAUGAUUUAGAUUGAUACUAAUUCAGAUGUGCAUGUAAGGGUUACUUGACAUAUUCCUGCAGUCGUUUGAUAUACUUUGUGAAAGCUUAUUUGCCAAGUAUAUGAUUUUAGUAUUGUUUUUUUUUUAAUCAAUCCAGAGCAAUGAAUGUCAGAACUUCUUGAAUGGUUGUUUAAUAUAUUUAAAUAGAACAAAACAGUAUUUUAUGUUUUGGUGCUAAAUUAUAAACUAAGCUUUCCAAGGAAUGACAUUUUGUUGUUAUAACCAGGAGAGGGGGGGGGGGUGAUAGUCAUCAAGUUUCUGCAGUCCCUUUUUUUCUCUCCAUUUAAGAAGAGGAUCCGUAUUUCAUCACACUGCCUUUGAGUAAAGUUUUAUUUUCAUUCAUUUUAAAAUGAUAUUCCUGGUGAAAGACAAAAUGCUGUGAUCUUUACAAAGUACAUUUAUUUCUGAUCAAAUGUUGCAAUGCUGCAUUAAUUUCAAUGAUGAAUUGUAUUUCCCUUAUGUAUAUUGAGAUUUAACUUAUUUUCUCGCUAUAUACUGGAGCAAAUAUUAACAUAAUUCAUUAUUAGUAUAUUUCAUUAUUUAGGAGAUUCAAAGCUGUGACUGAAGUGCUUCACAGUGAUUAAAAAUACUUUUGUUUUCAAAUUACUUAUAUUAUUGUCACUACUCUUGUCAUUGUUAUAAAGGAUCCAAUAUCACCAAGUGAAAAAUAUGCCUUGAAUUUUGUGAUGAGAUAAUUUUGUAUCGAGCUCAAAUGUUUGGAACUUUGUUAUUUUCAUUAUAUUUUAUUGUGAAACUUCAUAUAAUUUUCUUAUCCCAGCUUUCAUCACUCCCCCUUAAUCAAAAUUGGCUUAUUCAGUUCAUACUUUUAAUCAGAUAAAUACUUUUUUAUGUUGCUGAAAAUUUUGCAUUUGACUGUGCCUUAGAAAUUGUAAAACUUCAACUUUUUGUUUGCCAUUGUAUGAUUUGAUUGUAUGUAAAAUGUUAUUUUUGAUUUUGAUUUACAUGCUUCUGAAGUUCAGGGUUUUAGGUUUAAAUGUUCACUUUUUACUUCACUUUCCUUUUUCUCUCUUUCUUUUUUUUCAAAUAGGAGGCUGUUUUGAGUUUAAUGUUUCUUUGGAAUAUCCUUUGAAAGUAACACUUGAAAAAUUCAGUGUAAAACUUGAUUAUAGUUCUAUUUCAUUUGUGAUCAGCAGCACAAAAGAACAGUUGAUGUUCCAAAUGUUGGAGAAAAGCCUUGCUUUUGUAUACUUGUAGUCUAUAGUUUUGUAUGCCCUUUGUGAUGGAAAUAUUCAAAUGUUAUGUAUCUUCAGGCUUGAGGGUUGUUCAAAGGGAUUUGCUUUUGUACCAAUGUAUGCUCUAUGCAACUCUUUUUCCUCUUUGUACUUAAUGAAUUUGAAAAUUGGAAAUGUUGCAAACUUGCAUUGAAUUUGAACUUGUUGGAAGUAAAUUUUCUCCAACACUGCAAUAUUAUUAAUAUUAUUAUU
Molecule: messenger RNA, 7844 nt
Organism: Lytechinus variegatus (green sea urchin)
Lineage: Eukaryota; Metazoa; Echinodermata; Echinoidea; Temnopleuroida; Toxopneustidae
Product: cold shock domain-containing protein E1-like
Exons: 22
Coding region: 364-2823 (819 amino acids)
Molecular function (GO): nucleic acid binding
Source: RefSeq, a predicted model, not a curated record